Messenger RNA from Linepithema humile (Argentine ant), 3493 nucleotides. Its product is annotated as sphingomyelin phosphodiesterase. The record is from RefSeq and is a predicted model, not a curated record. Gene Ontology annotation, biological process: sphingomyelin catabolic process; ceramide biosynthetic process. Gene Ontology annotation, molecular function: acid sphingomyelin phosphodiesterase activity. Lineage: Eukaryota; Metazoa; Arthropoda; Insecta; Hymenoptera; Formicidae. Gene Ontology annotation, cellular component: lysosome.
GCAGUUCUCAUGCUGCAGCGUUCAGUUGACGCCGGACCGGCGCGAAAGUAUUGCGAGAGGUCGUGUAGUUUGUACGCGUAAUUGGUAAUCUUACGCGUGUGCUACGUUGAGUGACUUCUCCAUAAUCUGACAAUUGUGACGACGCGAACGAUCCAGACGAACUUUACAGUGUCACAGAAUUCGACGGAUUAACUUGUGCAUCUUCGCAGUAGAUUCUGGCGCAUGCGGCUUUAUUUACGCGAUUCGACUGUCACCCAGAAGACUCGGCGCACUAUAUGUUGCAGCGUGAAUCUUCGAAAUUGGUGACGAUACCAAAGAGUACAAAAUAGCAUGCCAAAUCAAAGCAAGACAUCGUCAAGCUGCAUCUUCUUAUUAUGCUGCAUCUUUUUAACGAGUUCGAUAUGGGUUGCUGUCGGAAAUCCCAUCUGGCACAAAACGAAACGAGAAGCAGAGAUAGCGUCGACCAACUGGACCGCGUUGGCCGACGAAUGGGUCACGAAGGCGAAGGCCAGGGCCAACGAUCGAAUGGACAUCGCUCUGCUGCCGUUCAACGACAAAUUCCGGAAAUUGCCGCCAACGGCGGAGACUUUCAUCGUUAACGGCACAAGUGCGGAACAAAUGGCACGGUUAAAUUACUCGCGGAUGCUGUGGGACAUGGAAACAGUCCAGCCGACUGGCCAUCUGUCCGGAUUCGUGGACAAAGCUCUUAAGCUGCUGGACCUGCGGCAGGUGAUGAUGGAAGUGGAGACCUCCGUGAUGUCCAAGGUCUCGUGCACCGCUUGCAAAGUCGGUGCUGGCUUGCUGCAGCAUUACAUAAAGGCCGGCAAGAGCGACGAGGAGAUCAUGGCCAGUAUAUACCAGUUCUGCGUAUCGCUCAACAUACAAAGCGCCCGCGUUUGUCACGGAGUCACUUUGCUCUUCGGGGGAGAAGUAAUUUACGUGCUGAAGAAGGUAAACAUGGGUCCAGCGCAGAUCUGCAGCUUCGUGAUCGGCGACGCGUGCGACGACGCGUUUAAUCCGCUGCACGAGUGGGAGGUGGCCUUCCCGCCGGUCAAGAAACCUCCGAUCAAGCCGCCAAUACCGCCGCAGGAAGCUGCGCCGACCUUCAAGGUCCUGCACAUCUCCGACACGCACUACGACCCAUACUAUCAAGAGGGCGCAAACGCCGAGUGUAAUGAGCCGCUUUGCUGCCGGCUGACGAACGGUGCCCCGUUGACCGCCUCGGCCGGAGCCGGACGAUGGGGAGAUUACCGCAAGUGUGACACGCCUAAACGCACGAUCGACCACAUGCUCAAGCACAUCGCCGACACACAUUCGGACAUUGAUUAUAUUUUGUGGACGGGCGAUUUGCCGCCUCAUGACGUAUGGAAUCAAACACGUGAAGAAAAUCUAAAAGUGUUGCGUGACACGGUCACGCAGAUGGUGGAGAUGUUCCCCGGCAUACCGAUAUUUCCGGCCUUGGGGAAUCACGAAAGCGCGCCGGUCAACAGUUUUCCGCCACCUUUCGUGCCUGAAGAAAACAGCAUUUCCUGGCUGUAUGACGAUCUGGAUAAGCACUGGCGGCGUUGGUUGCCAGCCGGUGUGUCGCACACCGUUCGUCGCGGCGCCUUCUAUUCGGUCUUGGUUCGGCCAGGUUUCAGAAUACUCUCGGUCAACAUGAAUUACUGUAACAACAAAAACUGGUGGUUGCUGUUGAACAGCACGGAUCCGGUUAGCGAGCUGCAGUGGCUCGUGUACGAGCUGCAGGGUGCCGAGAUAAGCGGCGAGAAGGUGCACAUAAUCGGCCAUAUUCCUCCCGGACACUCGGAUUGUCUUAAGGUGUGGUCGAGGAACUACUACCACAUCAUUAAUCGAUAUGAAUCAACGAUCACGGCCCAGUUCUUCGGACACACGCAUUACGACGAGUUCCAGAUAUUUUAUGAUACAUCAGACCUUGGCAGAGCGCUCAGCAUCGCCUACGUCGGUCCUUCGGUCUCGCCUUACUAUGAUCUCAAUCCGGGCUAUCGCAUAUACUACGUCGAUGGUGACCACGCGAAGACGACAAGAAUGGUCGUCGAUCACGAGAGCUGGGUCAUGAAUCUCAAAGAGGCGAACCUUUACGAUUACCCAAUCUGGCAUAAACUGUACAGCGCGCGACAAGCCUACCAAAUGACGUCGCUCUUGCCGAAGGAUUGGGACUCCUUGAUCGACAAGAUGGCCAACGAGCCAGCUCUCUUCGAUCUCUACUACAAACACUACUAUAAGAAUUCUCCGGUACGACCGGCAUGCAAUGACGAGUGUCGCAAGAGAUUGCUGUGCGAUCUACGCAGCGGAAGAAGCCACGAUCGCAAAGCACUGUGCCAGAGUUUAGAAGCGAGAAUUGAUGUAGAAACGAGAACGGGAUGGCGAGCAUGGAUUUACAAAGGACUUGCAUUAUCGUACGUAAAGGACUGGUGGUUCGAACUUUACUCCGGCAAUACUGAAACUAACGAAGUUAAAGAAUCGAUUGUUCCAGAUAAAUAGUUGCAAUUUGAUACACGCUGUGAUAUGUGAUUAACUGUCCCUGAAUUCUGAUUCAGCCUUGUUUGUAGAAAGAAUUCUUACAUCUUAAAUGAACUAAUAGCAAGUAUAUUUAUAAUUGACAAAUCUGAUUUUUUUAAUUUUUUUUAUACGUUAGUUGUUACUAGCUUCGUAUUUUUAAUAACUUUCAAUAAAAUGAUAUUGAGAAGUUAGAGAAACUAAAAUUACAUAAUGUGUAGAUUCUAACAAAAUAAAAAUUACAAAUUUUUUUAAUAACAGUCACUUAAGAUUUAAUUGCUAUAUGUAAUAACACAUGUAACCAAGCUUGAUUGCGAUUGUGAACAAAAGAUUGAUAGAAAAGCAUUAAUAAUGUAUAUAAAUCAGUAAUAAUAAUUUGAUCGUAACUUGGUACACAGACCGAUUAAUUGGUAUAUUAACAAGAUAUUGAUGCGAAUCUUUUUCUUUUCUCUCUUUCUUUUUUUUUAAACUAUCACAGUAUAAAACUUAUACUGUGUUAUAAAAAUAUACUUUCAAGUUUUACUUUUUAUUCGGUUUUAUUAUUUUAAUAUAAAACAUAAGAAUCUGCAUACACAUUCGGUUUUAAAAUCACAAAACAUGUUCAAUAAUAUAUUUAAGAAACCAUAAGUUUACUUUAGAUCCAGUAGCUCCGAAAGCUUAUGAAGCAAGUGUCGAUCAACUGCAUUUAAUAGCACAGAGGCAUCUAUUAAUAUCGCUUCAUUUAGAAUGCAUGUAUGUGUGUGAGUAUAUUGCACUCGAAUGAGCUUUUUGUAAUCGAUUAAAUGCGCGAAUCAUCGCAUAAUACCUGCAUGAAAGAUUGAGAAUACUAAUUUCUUCAACGGUGAAGCGCAAUAAUGAAAGACUCUCCGAUUCUUCAUGUGUUUCAGAGGUUUCUUCGCGAAACAAGUCGUAUCGUAAUUCAAGGGUGCCGCGUUUUUGUGUAGGCUCCUUCGAGUGUGGUUCAUGUUAAAAUAAA